Molecule: messenger RNA, 1695 nt
Organism: Helianthus annuus (common sunflower)
Lineage: Eukaryota; Viridiplantae; Streptophyta; Magnoliopsida; Asterales; Asteraceae
Product: lys-63-specific deubiquitinase BRCC36
Exons: 10
Coding region: 182-1465 (427 amino acids)
Biological process (GO): double-strand break repair
Cellular component (GO): BRISC complex; BRCA1-A complex
Molecular function (GO): cysteine-type deubiquitinase activity; polyubiquitin modification-dependent protein binding; metallopeptidase activity
Source: RefSeq, a predicted model, not a curated record
UAACAAUCUACAACCACCUACAGCACAUAACACCCUCUUCACGAGUUCCCUAAAGUCAUCGCCGAAAUCUCCAACCGUCGAUCUGCUUUCGCUCCGAUCGGACCUAACCUUUUCCGGCCACCGGCAAAUCCACCGUUUGCCGCCGUUAAAACUCACCGGAGGAUUUCAAACGCCGUUAAAAAUGUCGCUUACGAGUGUGAAAAUGGCGGAGGAUGUGUGGUUAACGUGCCUCACUCAUGCAUUGUCUACCGAAACUGAAGAAAUCAUGGGGCUUCUUCUCGGUGAUAUUCAGCAUUCGAAGAACGGUGUGACUGCUUUAAUUUGGGGAGCAUUGCCACAACCGCGGUCCGAUAGGCAGAAGGACCGUGUUGAGACGAACCCUGAGCAGUUGACCGCUGCAUCAGUUCAGGCUGAGAAAAUGACUGCUGAAACUGGAAGAACUACAAGAGUGAUUGGCUGGUAUCAUUCACAUCCUCAUAUUACCGUCCUUCCUUCUCAUGUUGAUGUACGGACUCAGGCUAUGUAUCAACUUCUAGAUUCUGGGUUUAUCGGAUUGAUUUUUUCAUGUUUCAAUGAAGAUCAACACAAGGUUGGAAGAAUACAAGUUACAGCAUUCCAGUCCCUAGAUGGAAAACAAAGUAACGCGUUACGAGCUGUUCCUGUAUCUCCUAUAAGUAAAAGUUCAGUUAUAGAUCUAGAGUCAUCGUUAAGCACAGAUAAUUCACUCACUACUUCUGGAUCAACAAGGGUAGAAGGUAUAGAACUUGACACUGGCGAUUCCAGAGCUGCUGCAGCUUCAAAGGGUGGAGUAAAGUCUUCUGCUCUAAAGGGGUUUUUUGCGAAUGCUGAUUCCAACUAUAGUGGAAGAAACUACCCUGCUAGCAACAUAGAAACUUCAAUAGUCGAUAUUGAUCCCAUGGAUAUGUCUGACAGUAUGCAAGAGGCCAUGCACCGUUCCAAUUUGGAAAUGAGCGGUGCAGAAUACGUGAGGAAAGAAGUCCCGCUUCAUGUUUUGCCAACUUUGUCUCUUCUCAAUCUUGAAUCCCCUCUUAAAUCAUUCACCGAUUUACAAUCCGUAUUGUACGAGGAGGAAAAAACGGCAUACCAUCAAGCAAUUUUACAAAACAUGAGGGACGGGAAAGUCCAUCCGCUGUCUUUCAUUCAUCAUACAUCAACCUAUCAAGCUUCUAUCUGCAAAUUAAUGGAAUAUUGCUUAAGUCCUGCCAUAAACGCUCUUCAGGACCGUAUAAAAGAGAAUGAAAUCCGGCUGGGUAUGCUUGCAAGUGAAGCUAAAAUUCUGGAAAAGGAAAGCACACGAGGCGUAGAUUCAAGUUCAAGUUCAAAUUCGCCACGAAACGUUUCAUCUCAUGGAGGAGGAAGUCCAAAGGAUUUGUACAGCCCGUUUGAGUCCAACAACGUGAGAUCGGUUUCUGGUUCUAGCAGCCGUAGCAGAAAAGGUUCUUAGUUUUUGAUGAUCCACCUUGUGGGUUGCAACUUUUGGUUCAUUAAUGUUGUUCUGGAAUUGUAUGAUAUCCGAAUCAUGUUUCAUCUGGCUGUAGUGAUUGGAUUGUAAAUGUCGACCCAAAUUACCUAUGUAUAUUUCUUUUUUUGGUUGGCGUUUAAAUCGUCUACUUCUAAACGUAUCUCGUGUUAUAAAACAUGAAUCAAUAGAUGUCUAUUCUAUUGUUCAACCCA